AGCAGAGGAGCCUGAGUGGAGCUGGUACAUCUGUGUUUCUGCCUUUUUUUAACAGAUAAAUGAACUUCAACGGAGAAGAUAAGUGAAAGCGACUCACCCAGGAUGACCUGACGAAGACACAGGAGCUCGGGUGUUUCGCUUUAAAUAGUUAUCACCGUUCCUGUGUGGCUAACCGAGCUUGCUCGCAGGCUGCAGUGACUUCUGAUGGCUUCAACUUCUGCAGCUGGAAAAGUGACGUGGCAUGAAGGUGACAGAUGUCUGGCUCCUGACCCGAGAGAUGGCACCCUGCGAGAAUCCACCAUUAGGAGAAUGACCUCCGCCUCUGAUGAUGAAGACGCCACAGCAUGGGUGAUAUUCACUGGUGGCAGUAAAGAGGAGGAGGAGGAGGAGGAGGAGGAGGAGGAGGAGGAGGCGGCGGAGGAACCCGUACCCGUCUCCAAACUCUUGAGACCAGGCUCGGAUCAUUUCACGCAGGAGAAACCCAUGUUUCCAAGAAGCGUCACAGACCCCAGGCUGUGUGUUCCUUUAGAUCUGAGUGGUGCUGAAGGAGACAGAGUCCCCUACACCAUCAAUAGAUACCUGAGGGAUUACCAGAGAGAAGGCAUCAGGUUCAUUUACAGCAACUACGUCCAUUCAAGAGGUUGUAUCCUGGGGGAUGACAUGGGCCUGGGAAAAACUGUGCAGGUCAUUGGUUUCCUUGCUGCUGUGUUGCACAAAACAGGCACAUGGGAGGACAUCGAGAACAACAGGCCUCAGUUUCUGCAGAGUCAGAAGCCCUGCAGGGAAAGUAGACCAAACAAAGUGUUCCUCAUUGUCGCCCCACUCUCAGUGCUUUAUAAUUGGAAAGAUGAAUUGGACACAUGGGGUCACUUCCAGUCUGUGGUGGUCCACGGGCUGAGGAAAGACGAGGAGUUGGCGCGUAUCAAGAAGGGACGCACUGAGAUCGCUCUCACUACCUAUGAGACUCUGCGUCUUAGCCUUGAUCAGUUUAACAACAUAGACUGGUCUGCUGUGGUUGUGGAUGAGGCCCACAAAAUAAAAAAUCCAAACUCUCAGAUCACUCAGGCCAUGAAGGAUCUAAGAUGUAAGAUCAGAAUUGGCCUCACUGGCACCAUCUUGCAGAACAACCUGGAGGAGCUGUGGUGCGUCAUGGACUGGGCCAUACCUGGUUGUCUUGGCAGCUUGGGACAUUUCAAAAAUAAGUUUUCGGGUCCAGUUGAACAAGGUCACAGGCACAGUGCUACAAAACGUGCUCUAGCCACAGGGAGACAGACUGUCAGAGCUCUGGUGAAGAAGAUUUCCCGCUAUUUCCUCAGAAGGACUAAAGCUAUCAUCAAGGAUCAACUGCCGAAGAAAGACGACAGAGUGGUGUACUGCUCUCUCACAGACUUUCAGCAGACGGUGUAUCAGGCAGUGCUGGACACUGAAGAUGUGAUGUUACUGCUGAGGUCUUCAGAGAAAUGUGACUGUCAAAGUGGACGCACUCGCAGACGCUGCUGCUAUCAAGCUAACUCUGACGGGGUUGAAAUAAAGGGGCUCUACUUUAGUUACUUGGCCAUUUUGAGGAAAGUUGCCAACCAUGUAGCGCUGCUUCAGUCCACUGCAGGCACCAGCAAGAAACAGGAAAAGUAUGUUGGAAAAGUUUGUGAAAAGGUGUUCCAGAAGUUUCCAGAGUUUGUGCAGCGAUGCAAAGAUGAAUCGUUCGAGGCCUUAUCGGACCCCAUGUACAGUGGAAAGAUGAAGGUGUUACAAAAGCUGCUGAAGUAUUAUCUGAAAAAGAAGGAUAAAAUCCUUAUUUUUUCUCUCUCGACCAAGCUGUUGAAUGUGCUGGAGAGCUACUGCAUGGCAGAGGGGCUGGACUACCGCAGGUUGGACGGAGCCACCAAAUCCAAAGAGAGAGUCCAGAUCGUCAAAGAGUUCAACAGCUCCUCUCACAUCAACCUCUGCCUGGUUUCCACCAUGGCGGGGGGUCUCGGUCUUAACUUCGUAGGGGCAAAUGUUGUAGUGCUGUUUGACCCCACAUGGAACCCUGCCAAUGACCUCCAAGCUAUUGACAGGGCAUAUCGUAUUGGCCAGUACAGGGAUGUGACUGUCCUCAGGCUCAUUUCAUUAGGGACUGUAGAGGAGGUUAUAUACCUCCGACAAGUGUACAAGCAGCAAUUGCAGAGCUCAGUCAUGGGUAAGGAGAGUGCACGGCGGUACUUUGAGGCGGUGCAGGGGCGCGGUGUUAACAAGGGGGAGCUGUUUGGGAUCAAAAACCUCUUCCGGCUGCAGAUUCAAGGAACGUGCCUGACUCGCAAGAUAUUAGAGAGAGAGGGACAAGUGGCGGCUGGGAUAAUGACAACCAGCACACACAUGAGCGAAGAAAAGGAGGAGGAGGCGAAGGGAGCUAGCGACGUUGGAGAUUUUCCGCCUACAGAUUGCCCCGUACCAACCGUUGAACCAACCAAGGAGAGCAGAGAUGCAUCAAACGUCCCUGGAGGUGUCCUGGACUUCAGCAGUGGGAGUGAAUUAGAUGAAGUGGAGCAGGAAUUUAAGAGGAAGAUCUCAAACCCCAGUACGGUGGAUGGCAAAAGGAGUGGAAAUGCAUCCACUGGUCCCGGUCGAAUGAGUCUCCUCCUGCACGGUUUCUCCAAACUCUUAGAAGAGGUUAAAGGAAAACCGGAGUCAGCCGAAGGGGACAGUAGCACAGCGAUCGAGGAAAGCCCCUCUGAGGAAGAUGAUGAGGAUAAAAAGAGGGAGGUUGCCUCCUCUGUCAUCUGCAAGAGCUCCAAUCCAGGAAAUGAUGUAGUCUGUUUGCCUAAAAUUGAAACAAGAACCUGGGCCAUGUCCAGCACUACAGACGGAGAAAAGAGGGUUUCUCUGUUGACAAAGAGUGACGAUGCUGUAAGAAAGAGGCAAGAUCUGAAAAAACAUGCAGAUGAGAAUGACGACAUUUCCUCUGCAUACAAAAAGACUCCUAACAAGCUCAAAGUCCCGAAAGUGCACCACGUUCAGGGAUACUCUGAUGAAUCUGAAGAUUUGGACAUAGAGGCAGUGAUGAGGCCGAAGAGUGCAGCCUUAGAUCCACACAACAGAGGAGGAGACAAAGUGAAGGGAAGGCUGGACCGCAACAGAAAGAGGCAACGUGCUAGUGUCAGGGACAAGGCCAGCUCCAAACACACAGAGGACAUAGAGACAUUCACAUCUUCAGAUGAUGAUGAACACACGCCGGUUAAGAAAGGAAGAUCCCCAAUCUGUCCCUUCAAAUCUCCACAGACGGAAAGGUCCAGAGUUAAGGAAAAAAACGCUGGAGAAAAAGCUUCAACAACCAGCAGGACUGAGAGACCAGCAGAGUCACCCAAAACUGGUUCCUUCACAAAUCUGAAAAGUCAAACAUCCCAGACGUCCAAAGGAAAAGAUGGAACCAUCGACAGUGUGCUAGGAGGCGUACAGGAGGUUGUAUAUACACACUCUAACCAGCGUGUGGUCGGAGGGAGCAAAGCAGAGGAGCUGAUCAGCAGAGCGGCUGUACGAGACGUGUUUGAACGCAGGAUGUACUCGCAGCUCCCGGCCAAUCACCUUCUAGACACCAUGGAGAGUCUGUUAGAGAGCCCACCAGGCAGUCCUCCACACCCUUCUCCUGUGAGACUUGAGAGGCCCACUGUGGACCAUCCAGUCACCUUCACCAACAAGAGUGUGCGCCACACCAGGCACACCACCUUCAUCAUUGGAGAGACUCCCCAGGCUAUAUGCAGGCAGCAGCUGGAAGAAAUGGCCGGAAAGUUCAGAUUCCCCUCAGUGCAUCAGUUUGCAAAGGAGAUUCUGCAAAAAGACUCAGCCCAAAGACUGGACUGGCUGCGGCAGUAUUACACUUCACUAAACCACCCUGACCUAGCUGAAACAGUCACAAGCAACUUCCCACAGCCGGAUCUACAGCCGGCUUCUUCCUCUUCCUCCUCAACAUCUACCAAAACGGCUGCUGCCCACUCAACCAGAACCCCACAGAAGGAUGUCACAAAAGCCAAGAAAAGGCCUAAAUACACCAAGAGAAAUCCUGAGACUGAAAUGGAGCAAAACAUCCCACAAAACAAUGUUUCAGCACCACUGAAGAAGUCUAGAAACCCACUGAAUGGUGUUCGAGAACCCCAUAAAAAGCAAAAGAGCCAACAAAAGAAUGUUGUAGAGCGUCUGAGUGAUGUCUCAGGCCUGGAGUCAGAGGAGCAGGAAGAGGAUGUGUGCAGUGCCAGAGGAUAUAAGGGGACAAAGAGGGGUAGUGUUUCUACUUCUGGUGCUUUCAGGACUGGUGGUGGUCUUGGCUUGGACCAGGCCAGCGGCAGUGGUCUGGGGUCUGGGGAGGCUGCCGCUUUCCUGAGCCGCACACACAGAGAUGUCCCUUCUUCUCCGGACCUCAGCCAUGGCAGGUCGUCGGUGAUGUCCAAACCCACGGCGCAGGGAAGGGAGCGAGAGCAAAAACUGUCUUCAAGGGCCGGUAAACCUUUUCAAGGCCAGGGGGAAAAUCCUUCCCCUGCUUCGAAGGCCACAUCUCCCUCCAGUGAUCGUUCCUUCCUCACAGAUCUGAUAGGAGACACUUCCGUCCUUGAUGAUUUGUUGAAACCAAGACCCAGGGGUGCACAAGAAAAGAGGACUACAAAACCACCCCCUGCACCAUCCUCGACCUCAGAAAGCAAACACCUCACCAACCCGUCUCCAUCCGCUCUGAGAACUGAUUCAGGAUCAGCACAGUCCGACACACCGCUCACACAUCAGGCAGUAUCAAAGGGCAACCGCAAAGACUUCUGGGACAUCCUGAAUGAGGGUAAUGAAGAAAGCAUCAACAGGUUAACAGAUCCGGCAGAAGUGCAGAGGGUUUGCAUCAAUACGAACUUUAAAGUUAAAAAGAGAUCAGAAGGAGAGGAGGAGAGAAAGACUCUGUGGAAGACUAAUGACAAGUUUCUGUGGAAGAAAUAACACGAGAGACUAGAGAGAUAAUACAUUUACAUAAAGGUUAGGAAAGAUUAGCUUGACACUUUUAUACUUUUUACUUUUGCAGGUCUUAAAGAGAUUUUUUUAAAAACAUGAAUGUACCGUCGUUAUAGGUUUUCCUACCUCAAAGUUUAAGAUUUUAUUGUUUUAAAAUAUUGCUUUGUCUGUACCUUUUUUUUUUUUUUUUAAUUGAGUUUUUACUUACCUGUUGUUUUAAAACAAAAUCUGUAUUUGAAUCUGUUUCUGAUUGAAUUAUUAAGGUAGUGGCACAAUGAUGACUCUUGCCUGAAUAAAGAGGAUGUUAAAGAAAA
Molecule: messenger RNA, 5276 nt
Organism: Labrus bergylta (ballan wrasse)
Lineage: Eukaryota; Metazoa; Chordata; Actinopteri; Labriformes; Labridae
Gene: ercc6l2
Product: excision repair cross-complementation group 6-like 2
Molecular function (GO): ATP binding; ATP-dependent chromatin remodeler activity
Source: RefSeq, a predicted model, not a curated record